This is a messenger RNA of Batrachochytrium dendrobatidis JAM81, 1674 nucleotides long. RefSeq lists its product as uncharacterized. Lineage: Eukaryota; Fungi; Chytridiomycota; Chytridiomycetes; Rhizophydiales. Gene Ontology annotation, cellular component: membrane. The record is from RefSeq and is a predicted model, not a curated record. The transcript has 2 exons. Bases 1 to 1674 code for a protein of 557 amino acids.
AUGGCAACUCCUAUUGUCACUGUAGAUGAGCGUAAUGUAGUCAAUCUCAGAAAGUCGGCUGAUAUAGCCCACUCCAACUUGAAUAUUCCAGCCAGUUCGCUUGCAUUGGCAUUGUGUUCUUCCUGUAUGAUUAUGCUGGCUUCUGGCACGGCGUAUCUAUUUUCAUUAUAUGGGCCUCAACUAUCUACCAAACUCAAUCUCAAUCAAAGUGAAACAGCUUUUAUUGCUAUAUGCGGAAACACUGGCAUCUUUAUCAGUGGUCCAUUGAUGGGAUCAUUAGUUGACAAGUAUCGAUCAAGACCACAGCUGCUCGUCCUUGCUGGUGGAUGUAUAAUCGCAUCAGGCUAUAUUUCCGUUGCAGCAAUCUAUAAUGGUUACAUUCCACAGCCACACUUUUUAAUCAUGGCAUUUAUUUUUCUGUGCAUUGGGGUUGGAAGUGCUGCAUGCUAUCAUUCGGCUCUUGCAGUCAAUUAUCGGAUUUGGCCUGCUCAACAUCGGGGGUUUGCUGUGGGUGUAAACGUUGGGUUUUUUGGACUCUCGGCAUUUGUAUUUGCAAAUAUGUCCAACAUAUUUCAAAAGAUCAAACACAAGGAAAAAUCAGUGCUGGAUGUCGGAGCUUAUUUGGAGGCUGUUGGCAUCAUCUGUUUGCUGUUGAGUAUAUUUGGCGCGGCUACCAUGAUCACUCGAGAGGAAUUCGAAGCUCCAUCCGUUGAAAUCGACUCCAGUUCAUAUACCACACGGUUUUACUCGGCAGCUAGAGAAAAUGACAGCAGUCCAAAUCAAACAGCAGUAUCAUUACUGGUUAGCGCCGAGACGCACUUAUCCGAGACCACACCACUCUUGCGUAGAUGUAGACGGCAAGAUUCGUGUGAUCAUGCACUUGUUGAUGCUGGGCUUCAACCUAUUGCAGAUCCAGAUAAUUUGAUGGAAGAUAUUGAAGAGGAAGUUUCAAGCAGCAGCUCAACUCCACAGAUUCAUUCUCCAGCCGAAUUUGAAAUCGAAGAUAUAUCCUGUUUUGUAUUUGCAGAUACAUAUCUACUUGCCACGGUAAUGCUGCUCCUCAUUGGUGUUUGUCUCAUGUAUUACAACAACGUUGGUGCCGUCAUAUUGUCUCUAUCACCAAUGGAUCAAGACUCGUCGCAUCCUGAUGUUCACUGGGCUCAGCGCAUUCAUGUAAUUGUCUUGUCGCUUUUCAGUUUUGGCAGUCGGAUCUCAGUUGGUUUAGCAGCAGACUAUUCAUACAGAUACCUAUCUGUUCCUCGUGCAGCAUGGCUUCUUUUUUCGUCUUUGAUGGGAGCGGCUGCAUCUGUAACAUUAAUACUUGCAACCACGCUCGAUCAAGUCAUGAUCGCGUCGGUGUUCUUUGGCAUCUCCUUUGGUGGAAUAUGGACCAUUAUGCCUGUGCUUAUUGGCGAGUACUUUGGCUUUAAGCGUUUUGGUCAAAACUGGGGAUGGAUGACCGUUAUGCCUGCCUUUGGCGGGCCCAUCUUUUCUACACUGUUUGGUAUAGUGUAUGACUAUUCCACCUUGCACGGAAAUGGAGUCGACCUGCCUUCAGGAAUAGUAUGCAAAGGAAAUGCUUGUUUUUCUGACAGUUUUAUCGUGGGGUCGAGCAUGCUCUGUAUCUGUGUUGUAUUGACGUCUAUUGUAUGUGUGCGACGACGUUUGCUGUGA